AUGUCUCACUUAUGGGCUGCUCAGCGAUCUUUUCCUCCCAGUUACCUUCCACAGGGCAAUGGAGCUCAUUACUCUAAGUUUGAUGGGCUGACCCACUCGCAUUUUGCCAAUCCAGCUAGUUUGAUUCCACAAGGCAUCGACGUCCAACCUUGCAGGAGCAGUUCUAGCCUAGAUGAUGAACCUGCCGGAUUGCAACCGGAAGGUGCGGACAUUGGACAUCACGGUGGUUCGCAGGAUGACUUGCCGGUCGGUGGCAAGCCAGUAAAUUCUUUUCUUCAAGCGGGCGGCCAUCAAAAUGCUGUGAAGCUGUAUCAAAAUGAUCCUACCAAAAUUAUCAAAGACACCUACAUGCGAGAGGUAUUAUUUUAUCAAAAGCUGGCACACAAGCUCGACAACACCUUGGCAAUACCUUGGGGUGGCUGGAAACCUUAUUAUUAUGGUUGGGAAGAGCUCUCUGGAACAAAGAAUAACGGCGAGCUUGCACGCAUCAUUCUGGAAAACUUAACGCCAGGGACUUCGAGCACAGAAUAUGAUCCACAUUCCAAUUAUUUCUGGCAUCCCAAUGUCUUAGAUAUCAAGCUGGGCAAGCAACUGGCCUCCGAAACUGCAGAUCCCGUAAAAAAGGCGCGCAAGGAGGCUAUGUCGCGCAAAACUACAUCGGGAACAUUUGGUAUGCGCCUGACUGGUGCUGCAAUUUGGGACAAUCAAAACUUAGGGUACAUUAAAAAAGAUAAAAAAUACGGCCAAGACGCUCGGGUUGAUGGAAGUGAUCUAGAAGAAAUAUUCAACACACAGUUUCCAAUUCACCACCGUCGGCGGAAAAACGUUGUCAGAAGCACUUUGACUUACUCUAGUGGCGGCUUAUCACCAAGAAUGAUGCAGAUGGUCCUGAACUCUUUGAUUCCUCAAGUCGAAAAAUUAUUGAAACAUGUCUCCGAAUUCAAGUGGAGUAGUCCGGCCACAAGUGUGCUGAUCAUUUACGAAGGAGAUGCACGAAGAUUGAAAAAAGUGAUUCAGUCAACCAACCAAAUAUUGCCGAAGAUUUCAGACGUCAGACUGAUUGACUUUGCGUAUGCUACAGAAGCUACAAAAGUUGAUGAAGGCCUAGUCUUCGGUCUCAAAAAUACACUCGGGCACUUGGAGAAGCUUCGUCGCAACAUUGAGGAGUUACACUUACCUAAAAACAGUCUCAGAUGA
This is a messenger RNA of Puccinia triticina, 1197 nucleotides long. RefSeq lists its product as uncharacterized. The record is from RefSeq and is a predicted model, not a curated record. Gene Ontology annotation, cellular component: cytoplasm; nucleus. NCBI's taxonomy places the organism in Eukaryota, Fungi, Basidiomycota, Pucciniomycetes, Pucciniales, Pucciniaceae. The transcript has 3 exons. Gene Ontology annotation, biological process: phosphatidylinositol phosphate biosynthetic process; inositol phosphate biosynthetic process. Bases 1 to 1197 code for a protein of 398 amino acids. Gene Ontology annotation, molecular function: inositol-1,4,5,6-tetrakisphosphate 3-kinase activity; inositol hexakisphosphate kinase activity.